Molecule: messenger RNA, 1333 nt
Organism: Anopheles maculipalpis
Lineage: Eukaryota; Metazoa; Arthropoda; Insecta; Diptera; Culicidae
Exons: 2
Coding region: 44-1201 (385 amino acids)
Source: RefSeq, a predicted model, not a curated record
GUUCUGCAGUGCUGUGUAAUCGUGUAAAUCAACCACUGUCACAAUGAGCCGAAGACUGAUGUUAGUGCUGCUGGUGGUAGCUCUGGUUACCCUAGACCCAACGUCCGCAUUACAGAAGAAGAAAAAACGUGGCGUUUACCACGGGCUGCAUGGAUUUGCGCUUGCAGGCCAUGCUGCCGUCCCAUUGCACGGUGUACCAUCGUUUCAUAAGGGCUACCACCCUAGUCCGUACGCGAGGUUCCCCGGUCUACACAAGGGAUCGCUAGGUGGCGUUCUUCCGCCUGGAUAUGCUCUCUUCCCCGGUGGUGCUAGUGUAGCGUCCUACCAACGAAACUUCCCCCGCUAUCCCACACUGUACGGUGCGGGUCUUUAUCCAGGAUUCGGAGUAGCACCAGUCAAGCCGCUGGCUGGCUUUGCUCCCACUCUCGCCACGGGAUUGACUCCCUUUGCUCCUGCCCCAGCACUGCCUGCCUAUCCUGCUGCUGUUCCGGGCGCCAUUCCUGCUGCGGCUGCCUAUCCACAAGCAUUCGUACCACUUGGAUCACCUGCCGCCACUGGGAACACUCAACAGACGUACUUCGCGACGUAUCCCAAGAACCCGUUAAUUCCCGUUGCAGUUCCCGUGCAGCCGGAAGCACCCGCUAAGGUUCCUGUCGUUGUUCAGAAACCUUUCUACACGGGCUUCUCAACAGUGGUUCCGAACGGAGGGAUUUACCCGGCUGGAGUGUACAGCCCGGGACAAACGGUCGCCGUUUCAAAUGUACAGCCACAGUUCAUCGGUAUUCCGGUGGCCACCGGAAGUGCUAGUGGAGUUACACCUACCUUUGCGACGACGCUGAGCUCUGGCACUACGCAAGUCACACAGGCACCGCAACAACCCUGGCGGCCGGUGGUGGUGAAUCAACCAACACCACCGACUCCAACACCACCGUCCAACGCGUACCUUCCAUCGUACGCCACCUCGCAGGGACAGAUUUACAUUAGCAGCACGCCGGCACCGUCGUUGCACGAUCACCAUCAGCAGCAGUCCCACCAUCAAGCCUUGCUGGAUCUCGAACAGGGAUCUCUUCACCAACAGGAUGGUAGCGGUGCCUUCAACGGACAGCCGUACGAUGUUGCCUCCAACCAUGGCCGAUACACGGGACCAUCCAGCUACGAUGUCGAUAUCACCCACAAUGGUUAUCAGAAGAAGAAAAAGUAGAAUGCAUUUUAGGGCCGUUGCGCGCCCCCAGUAGUCAUAUGCCAGCAGUUUCUUGUUUUGUGUUAUGAGUUUUUUUUUCAGGGGUUAGUUUCGUGAGUUUAUUGAUCUAAUUUAAAAUGAAUAAAUUAUUUU